This is a messenger RNA of Lithohypha guttulata, 1629 nucleotides long. RefSeq lists its product as uncharacterized. Gene Ontology annotation, cellular component: fungal-type vacuole. Lineage: Eukaryota; Fungi; Ascomycota; Eurotiomycetes; Chaetothyriales; Trichomeriaceae. The record is from RefSeq and is a predicted model, not a curated record. Gene Ontology annotation, biological process: proteolysis. Gene Ontology annotation, molecular function: serine-type carboxypeptidase activity. Bases 1 to 1629 code for a protein of 542 amino acids. The transcript has 2 exons.
AUGAGACUCUUAUCAGCAGCCCUGGUGGGCGCUGCCACUGCCAGUGUCAUCGAUCAACAGCCUCUACAGUUGCCAAAGAGCUUCCCAGCGAAGGCGAAAGAUGCUCUUGAAAGGCAGUUGCACAACAUGCAAGAUGCCUUGAAAGGUCUAUCAGCUGAAGCUGCAGCAGUUUGGGAUGAGGUUUCCAUGCUCUACCCAGAGGAUAUGGCUGCAGCCAGCUACUUCUCGCUUCCAAAGAAGCACCAACGACGACACGAUUGGGACCACAUCAUCCAUGGCGCUGAUGUUCAGGACCUGUGGAUCGAGAACGCAGAUGGCGAGAAAGAGCGUGAGAUUAGUGGCAAGCUCGACACAUACGAUCUUCGUGUGAAAGCUGUGGACCCAAGUGCGCUCAAGGUCGAUCCAGACGUCAAGCAGUACUCCGGUUAUCUCGAUGACAAUGAGAACGACAAGCACUUGUUCUACUGGUUCUUCGAGUCACGGAACGAUCCAAAGAACGACCCCGUUGUCCUGUGGUUGAACGGUGGUCCAGGCUGCUCAUCGUUGACCGGCCUCUUCCUUGAGCUUGGUCCUUCAAGAAUUGACAAGAACCUCAACCUUGUCUAUAACCCUUACUCUUGGAAUCGUAACGCAAGCGUUAUCUUCUUGGAUCAGCCCGUCAAUGUCGGGUUCUCCUACUCAGGCUCGAGCGUAUCCAAUACUGUCGCAGCCAGCAAGGACGUCUAUGCUCUCCUUACCUUGUUCUUCAAGCAGUUCCCGGAAUACGCAACCCAGGACUUCCACAUUGCUGGCGAGUCGUAUGCUGGCCACUACAUUCCAGUCUUCGCCUCUGAAAUCCAGUCUCACAAGAAUACAAACAUCAAUCUCAAGUCGGUCCUUAUCGGCAACGGCUUGACAGAUGGUCUCACUCAGUACGAGUACUAUCGUCCAAUGGCUUGUGGUGAUGGCGGUUGGCCAGCAGUCCUAGAUGAACAAUCGUGCCAGUCUAUGGACAAUGCUCUUCCACGAUGCCAGUCCUUGAUCCAGAACUGUUAUGAUAGUGAGAGUGUCUGGUCGUGUGUUCCAGCAUCCAUCUACUGCAAUAACGCACUCUUGGCACCAUACCAACGCACUGGCCAGAAUGUCUAUGAUGUCCGUGGCAAAUGCAAGGACAGCAGCAACCUCUGCUACCCUGAACUCGGCUGGAUCACCAAGUUCUUGAACGACCGAAAGGUCAUGAAGGCACUUGGUGUGGAGGUUGAAGGCUACGACUCUUGCAACUUCGAUAUCAACCGCAACUUUCUCUUCCAAGGCGACUGGAUGAAGCCGUUCCACAGACUAGUCCCAGGUAUCCUGGAGAAGAUCCCAGUCUUGAUCUACGCAGGCGAUGCUGACUUCAUUUGCAACUGGCUCGGCAACAAGGCCUGGAGCGAGGCUCUCGACUGGCCAGGUCACAAGGAAUUCAAAGCCGCCAAGAUGGAGGACCUUCGGAUUGACGGCGAGAAGAGUGGCAGAAAGAUUGGUGAGGUCAAGUCUCAUGGCAACUUCACUUUCAUGCGACUACAUGCUGGUGGUCACAUGGUUCCUCUGGACCAACCCGAAGCGUCGCUAGAAUUCUUCAACAGAUGGAUCAUGAAAGAGUGGUUCUAG